Lontra canadensis (Northern American river otter) is the source of this 2843-nucleotide messenger RNA. RefSeq names its product FYVE, RhoGEF and PH domain containing 4 (gene FGD4). NCBI's taxonomy places the organism in Eukaryota, Metazoa, Chordata, Mammalia, Carnivora, Mustelidae. The transcript is spliced from 17 exons. Bases 540 to 2843 code for a protein of 767 amino acids. Gene Ontology annotation, cellular component: cytoplasm. Gene Ontology annotation, biological process: cytoskeleton organization; filopodium assembly. Gene Ontology annotation, molecular function: guanyl-nucleotide exchange factor activity; metal ion binding. The record is from RefSeq and is a predicted model, not a curated record.
GCAAGGCUGGAGCACAAAGACAGUGAUUGUUACCCAAUAAGCUGUAGUCACACACUUCUACCAAUCGCCUUAGGAGGGCUGGUUACCAUGGAAUCCACCAUCUGUUCACUCCCCGCUGGAAUGUGAUUAUCCUUGCUGGGCUGGGAACUGGGAAGCGUGUGCUGUGUGAAAUUAUCUGCAAUGGACUGGGUUAAUGGGAAGCUAGAUUUGACUCGCUGGAAGAACAAAUGAAGGGAGUUUUACUUAAACCAUUUGUGACUUCUAAUCAAGAGGAAAACAUCCAGCUUUUAUAAGGCAGCAGUACCUGUCCAAAGAUCACUGUUGUUCCACCUUAUUUGAAAAGAAGCACGACCCCACAGGUUGAUCAGAAUGUAUCUAAUGAAGAGGCUCAGGGAAUAAAUGGAAAAACGCCCGCGAAACACUCAGCUGCAAGUCCAAAGCCACAAGUGCCUGCAAAGCCAUUGCAUCUGCAGAAUUCACCUUCGUCCAAUAUACACCAAACCCCCAGGCAUAAAGCUUUAUCUAGUGAGAAACCAAGGAUGGAGGAAGUUAAACCUGCCUCUGCUUCUUGUGUCUCAAAAGAAAAACCCAGUAAGGUAUCAGAUCUCAUCAGUCGCUUUGAAGGAGGCAGCACAUUAUCAAAUUACAGUGAUUUGAAGAAAGAUUCUGGUGUGAACCUGAAUGUUCCUAGGACCCCAGGAAGGCACGGACUGACAACCACCCCUCAGCAAAAUCUCCUCUCCCAGCACCCACCACCGAAGCCGGAAAAUGACACCGAUCCAACUCAGGGUGUACAGACUGGUGUGGCUAAUGGUGUGAUAGCUGCACAAAACCAGAUAGAAUGGGAGGAGGAUAAAGCGGCCACUCUUAGCCCAGAAACUCCAGUUCAAGCUCUGGAACCCUUGCUUGCUGUGAGCCUAGUGAACGGAGAAGGAGAGGAGGAAGCGACCACAGGCCCUGCAUCCCCUACAGCAAAGGACGAUGACGGAAAUGCUGCUGACAGUAGCUGCAGGACUCCCAGGGUCAGCCAGGUGCUCCCCCUGGAAGAAGGAAGGGCAGACACGGAAGCCCAGGUGCAAGAGCGGGAAGAUGGAGAAAGCCCUCUGGAAUCGGACCAGCUAGACCCUCACCCUGAGAUGAAGGAAACUAAUGAGCAAAAGCUUCACAAAAUAGCCAAUGAACUUUUGCUUACAGAAAGAGCUUAUGUCAACCGACUUGACCUCUUAGAUCAGGUAUUUUACUGCAAAUUAUUAGAAGAAGCAAAUCGAGGCUCAUUUCCAGCAGAGAUGGUGAAUAAAAUCUUUUCUAAUAUUUCGUCAAUAAAUGCCUUCCAUAGUAAAUUCCUAUUGCCAGAGCUGGAAAAACGAAUGCAAGAAUGGGAAACAACCCCUAGAAUUGGUGACAUCCUUCAGAAAUUGGCACCAUUCCUUAAGAUGUAUGGAGAAUAUGUGAAGGGAUUUGAUAACGCAAUGGAAUUGGUUAAAAACAUGACCGAGCGUAUUCCCCAGUUCAAAUCAGUAGUUGAAGAAAUUCAGAAACAGAAGAUCUGUGGGAGCUUGACUUUGCAGCAUCACAUGCUGGAGCCUGUUCAGCGGAUUCCCCGGUAUGAGAUGCUCCUAAAGGACUACCUGAGGAAGUUGCCCCCUGAAUCUCCGGACUGGAAUGAUGCUAAAAAAUCACUUGAAAUUAUAUCUACAGCAGCAAGCCAUUCUAACAGUGCAAUAAGAAAAAUGGAGAACCUAAAGAAACUGUUAGAGAUUUAUGAAAUGUUGGGAGAGGAGGAAGACAUUGUAAAUCCUUCAAAUGAACUAAUAAAAGAGGGACAAAUCCUCAAACUCGCUGCUCGGAACACAUCAGCACAAGAACGCUACCUUUUCUUAUUCAACAACAUGUUGCUGUACUGUGUACCAAGAUUCAGCUUGGUGGGCUCUAAAUUCACAGUUCGAACCAGGGUAGGCAUCGAUGGAAUGAAAAUUGUGGAGACUCACAAUGAAGAAUAUCCACACACUUUCCAGGUGUCUGGGAAAGAGAGAACACUGGAACUGCAAGCCAGUUCUGAGCAAGACAAAGAAGAAUGGAUUAAGGCUCUUCAAGAGACCAUUGAUGCUUUCCAUCAGAGGCAUGAAACCUUCAGAAAUGCAAUUGCAAAGGAUAAUGACAUGCACUUAGAAGUUUCUACUGCUGAGCUGGGGAAAAGAGCUCCAAGAUGGAUCCGAGAUAAUGAAGUAACGAUGUGUAUGAAAUGCAAAGAGUCUUUCAAUGCACUGACAAGAAGAAGGCAUCAUUGUCGAGCAUGUGGACAUGUGGUUUGUUGGAAGUGUUCUGAUUACAAAGCUCAACUUGAGUAUGAUGGUGGAAAAUUAAACAAAGUUUGUAAAGACUGUUAUCAAAUAAUAAGUGGAUUCACAGAUAGUGAAGAAAAAAAAAGAAAAGGAAUUUUAGAGAUUGAAUCAGCAGAAGUAUCUGGAAACAGUGUAGUGUGCAGCUUUCUUCAGUAUAUGGAGAAGUCAAAACCUUGGCAGAAAGCUUGGUGUGUGAUCCCCAAACAAGACCCUCUUGUGCUGUACAUGUACGGUGCCCCCCAGGACGUCCGAGCCCAGGCCACCAUUCCACUCCUCGGCUAUGUUGUGGAUGAUCUGCCAAAGAGUGCAGACCUGCCCCACAGUUUCAAACUGACCCAAUCCAAGUCUGUGCACAGCUUUGCUGCAGACAGUGAGGAACUGAAACAGAAGUGGCUGAAAAUCAUCUUUUUAGCUGUCACAGGUGAGACACCAGAUGGUCCCAACAAGCAUCCAGCCACCUUGGAUGAUCAUGCUGAACCUAAGAAAAAAUUAGAAUGCUGA